AGGAUAAUGCUACCCUGUCGGUUUUAUAUUUUAUCAACAAAAAUAUGAUAAAGAUUGUGUUUGAGGAUAACACAGAAAUUUGGGAAGGAUUCCAUGUCUUACACAAUUUCGUUGAAAUGAUCAGUUUACAAGCUAGGAAAACCUUGUUAGAUUUCUUUGAAAAAUACCCCUUAGAAUAUUACGAUUUUCUACAGGAGGUAAAAUCAAAAAUCAGACGGAUAUCGCCCGACUGCCCAAAUUUAAAAAUCAAAAUAUCCUCCGUCAUGCUGGAGGAGUUGCGAUGUGCUGAAGGUAUGCAGAAAUCAAUCCUAAGUACAGGACGUAAAGGCGAGCUUGAACUCAAAGGAGACAAAUGUAUCGUCAAACCAGAACAGUUUAAGAUUUUGUUUACUGAGGCCGGAAGACGCAUUGUAGACUAUAUAGAAAAAAAGUUGUUUGCUGAAUUUUCAGAUAUCAAUCAAAUAAUUCUUGUUGGAGAAUUUGCACAAUCACCGAUACUUCAGAACAUUAUCAAAACAGCAUUUUCGGCGAAAAAUGUCAUCAUUCCCUGGGACGGAGGUAUGGCAGCAGUAAGGGGUGCUGUGUUUUAUGGACAAGGUCAUGUAUCGUUUGUGACAGAUGUUGUUCCCAACAUGCAACAAACACCUCUAAACAAUGCACAAGUUGCGUUGCCAAAGGCGUUGUCAAAGGAUAGAAGACUUAAAAAAAGCAUGAUAGACGAUGGAAAACCAAGCCCGAGUGAAUCCAAGAAAAGUUCUCAACAAAAAAUGUGUGUGAUAUUGUGA
Messenger RNA from Magallana angulata, 785 nucleotides. RefSeq names its product heat shock 70 kDa protein 12A-like. NCBI's taxonomy places the organism in Eukaryota, Metazoa, Mollusca, Bivalvia, Ostreida, Ostreidae. The record is from RefSeq and is a predicted model, not a curated record. The transcript has 2 exons. Bases 45 to 785 code for a protein of 246 amino acids.